Lates calcarifer (barramundi perch) is the source of this 3198-nucleotide messenger RNA. RefSeq names its product F-BAR and double SH3 domains protein 2. The transcript is spliced from 21 exons. The coding region runs from base 119 to 2260 and encodes 713 amino acids. Gene Ontology annotation, cellular component: recycling endosome; neuromuscular junction. The record is from RefSeq and is a predicted model, not a curated record. Gene Ontology annotation, biological process: neuromuscular synaptic transmission; regulation of actin filament polymerization. Gene Ontology annotation, molecular function: protein binding. NCBI's taxonomy places the organism in Eukaryota, Metazoa, Chordata, Actinopteri, Centropomidae.
GAGAGAGAGAGUUGCAUUUGUGCAUAUGUGAAAAUAUUGAGGAAGUUAGCAGCACACCACAGUUGAAACAAGCUAACACAGGGACGGAAAUAAUAACGGACACAACCAGCAUCCAAACAUGCAACCACCACCCAGGAAGGUAAAGGAGAGCCAGCAGGUGAAACUGGUGUUUUCAGAGCAGCUAAGUAAACUGCAGACCAAACAACAUCAAGACACCGAACUGCUGGAAGAGAUCAGGUCCUUCAGUAAGCAUCGAGCAGCUAUAGAAAAGGAGUAUGGUCAGGCUCUUCAGAGGUUAGCUGUUCAGUACCAGAAGAGAGAUUGGCAAAGAGGAAAUACAGAUGCUAUCACUUCUGGAAGUGUGUUUGGUGUGUGGCGGUCAGUGGUAGAUGCUACAGCUCAGACUGCUGCAUCACGACUUGCUGCUGCAGAGGAAUACCGCAGACUGACUGGACAAGCCUCCAGAAGUCUUCGCAAUGCAAAGGACAUCCGAGCUAAGAGAGGCCUGGAGCAGCUCCAGAGGGUACAGGCUGAAGUGGUAGAUGCUGUGCGGGAGCUGCACAGGAUCAAGAAGAGUUACCACCAGUUAAGCCACAUUGCCAGUGUUGCCAGAGAGAAAGCUGCUGAUGCACAAACCAGAGCCAGAAAGAGUGAACAUGGUAUUUUCCACUUUAAAACAGGACUACAGAAGAUGACUGCUAAGCUCAGUGCUAGGAUGAACGAGUGUGAUGACCGUUUGACUGAGGUUCGUAAUGAGUAUUUGCUGGCUUUAGCAGCAAUGAAUGCCCAUCACCAACACUACUAUUCUAACGACUUACCACGUAUCAUGGAGCGAAUGGAUGGUGAUAUUUAUGAUGCUUUGAGAAGCCAUCUCACCCUGCUGUGUGGAACAGAGAUGGAUACCAAUCUGUCCACACACAAACAGUACAGCAAGAUAUGGGACAGUGUCAUUAAGGUGACCAGAGAAAAAAAUAUUCAGCAGUUUCUACAAGAAUCUGUCUCCUUCAGUAAAUCAACUGAAUUCACCCUUCAACCUGCUCCACGAGACAAGGUAUCCUCUCUGCAGGAAGUCUGUGCUUUACAAGCUGAGGGUUGUCUGGUUAAGGAGGCCAAGAAAUGGGCAACAAAAGCUGCCAAAGACUAUAAGAUCAUCACCCAUGGAGAGAGGGCUCUACAGAUGUUAGAGAGUCGGUUGAAGCUCUUGUCAGGGGAGACGGGGCUCAGUGUGGAGCAGAAGAUAACAGAAGUGCAGGACAGUGUCAGGAAAGCUCUGCUCAGCAGGGUGAAGGCAGAGGCUCGUCUGGCUCUGUUGUCACACACUGUCACAGGAACUGAAUUAUGGCUGCACAAUGCCAUGAACCAGGCAGAGGAGGAGCUGGAGAGCGAGAGACGCCUCAGUGAACAGAGAAAGUCAACUGAAGACUUUUCAGAGGAUGAGUUUGACUUGACUGACUUUGAGGACUACGAUGAUGAGAACGGAGACAUCUUUGCAGAUCCAGUAUCAGCAUCUGGAGUGUUUGUUUAUCCUGCAGCCUGCAGAGUUAUCUAUGGCUAUCAGGCUUGUCAGUCAGAUGAGCUGUCAAUCAUGGAAGGAGAGGAGCUUCAAGUGAUUGAAGAUGGAGACAUGGAGGACUGGCUGAAGGUGUGUAACUCAUGUGGUCAGGUGGGCUAUGUCCCUGAGCGUUAUGUGCAGUUCCUGUGUCUACCAGCAGAGGACGCUGCUCAGCUGGACAGUUCUUUCAGCUCCACCUCCUCCACUUGCAAUAAAGAGAAAGCAGGGAGCAGAGGUGUAGUGAGAGCACUGUACUCCUACCAGGCCCAGAGUGCAGAGGAGCUUUCCUUCCAGGAGGGGGCGCUAAUCCACCUGAUACGCUGUCGUCAUGGCGAGGUGGAUGAUGGUUUUUGGGAGGGAGAGUUGAAUGGACAGAUUGGUGUCUUUCCGUCAUUGGUGGUGGAGCUCAUACAUGAUGAGGGGGAGGAGGAGAAACAGGAAGAGGAGCCUCUUCCCACCCCAACCAUGCCUCCUUACUCUCCUCCCAUCCCAAUCCUCUCCCCUCCCAGCUGUAGUUCAGCACUCAGUGCCACUCCUCCUAGCUGCAUGACGGACAAACAGCAGGUCUUUCCACCAAAGCUCACAGACAACACAGGAGACCCUGGGGGCAACAACCACAAAUCUCCGGAUCUCUCCAGUAGUCGACUAAGACCAUGUCGAGCACCUCCUCCUCCUCCUCCAACACAGAAGCCUUCUCCUCAGCCAUGAGACAAAGACUGGACUCACUGUCAGUUCACAGACAUGCCUUGUGUUGACCAAAGGAACAGUGUUUUGUGCCUUUCAUUGUAGUACACGUAUUUGGCAGUUGCUGACCAGUGUUUAAGUUGACUAAGCCCCUGUCAUCUUAGUCAUGAAUGAUGAACAGAUACCAAGGUUAAUUCAUGUGUCCUUUGUGUGUUACUUCAGAGUGGACUCAUACUCAGCUCCACAAAAUGUGAUGAUAACUAACACUUAACAUUUUAAUAGAAUGAUGAUUCAUUUGUGAAACAUCUCAUAUUUGGGAAGAAGUAAGAGAUAUAUGACAAAUAUGAUCUUUACAAGCGGAGGCAUGUUUUCUUCAGCAGGUUAACUUGUGAGCUGUACAGCUUAGAUCCUAGCAGCUAAUGUUGGUUUUUGUGCUAAUGUAGUGAAAGGUUUUUUUUUCUUUGCUAUAUCAAUACUUUCAGCUUUUGAAGAACUGACAGAACACUACUGUACAUAAAAAAUAUGAAAGAGUACAAAUGUUAACUGCUCCACUUUACUGCAUGAUAAUCAGAUACUAUCGUGAAUAAUUUGAGAUUUUUUUUUGUUUAAAUUUACAAAUACCAACUUUACCUGAAGUGUUAAACUACUGUAUAUUGUAAACUCUGAUGUGUGAAAUGUAUUUGUUCCAUCUCUGCAAGUGUUAUUUUACAUUUUAGUCAGAGUCUUAUGUUUUGUGAACAUUGUUUAAUUUUGAAAUCCCCUGUAUACUAUAUUUUAUCAUAAUGGAUUUGAUUGAAUGAAACAGUGGAGAGAUUCAUUGUGCAUGAUAAUAACAGUAUGUCUAUAGUGUGGUGCUGUUGUGACGUACUGGAUCACUGAUUCAUGUCAAGACUAAACAUACAGAGGAAAGUCUGAAAAACAUGGUUUUUAUUAUGUCAUGGAAUAAAUCAUAAUCCAUCUGA